Diospyros lotus (date-plum) is the source of this 741-nucleotide messenger RNA. Its product is annotated as 60S ribosomal protein L22-2-like. Gene Ontology annotation, molecular function: structural constituent of ribosome; RNA binding. The record is from RefSeq and is a predicted model, not a curated record. NCBI's taxonomy places the organism in Eukaryota, Viridiplantae, Streptophyta, Magnoliopsida, Ericales, Ebenaceae. The transcript has 2 exons. Gene Ontology annotation, cellular component: ribosome. Bases 88 to 474 code for a protein of 128 amino acids. Gene Ontology annotation, biological process: cytoplasmic translation.
UCUCCUUCCUCCUGUGGCCGCUUCCGCAUAUUUCUUCCCUUUCAACAACCAACCCCCCCUCCCCACCAAGCUUCCUCCUGUUGAAAGAUGAGUCGAGGCGGCAGCGCAGCUGCGGGCGGCGGCACCAAGGGGAAGAAAAAGGGGGCUACCUUCACAAUCGAUUGCUUGAAGCCGGUGGAGGACAAGAUCAUGGACAUUGCCUCUCUCGAGAAGUUCCUCCAGGAAAGGAUCAAGGUCGGCGGCAAAGCCGGCGCUCUAGGCGAUUCCGUCACUGUUACUCGCGACAAGAGCAAACUUACCGUCACCUCCGACUCUAAUUUCUCCAAGCGGUACCUGAAGUACUUGACUAAGAAAUACCUGAAGAAACAUAAUGUACGAGAUUGGCUCCGGGUCAUAGCUUCAAACAAGGAUCGGAACGUUUAUGAACUUAGGUACUUCAACAUUGCUGAGAACGAGGGCGAGGAUGAAGAUUGAUAAACUAGUCGGCCUUUUGCGAAAUUCUUGGCUCAUUACCCACUUGUUGUUUCGUCCUUAGUUUUCCCUUUUGCACAAUUUUGUUGGUUAAAAUUAUAGACUUGGCAUUAAACAUUGUCUGAGCGAGGGCACUUUGGUAUUCCAGAAUUUGCUUCAAUUUUUGUUUGCGGAGUUGAAAUAUUUUGACUCUUUACAAGGGUUUUACAAAUGCGAUACCCUUUUAAUUGAAUUUCAUGCAAGGUUUGAUGAUAGUCUGAGGAGUUCAAA